Molecule: messenger RNA, 363 nt
Organism: Camellia sinensis
Lineage: Eukaryota; Viridiplantae; Streptophyta; Magnoliopsida; Ericales; Theaceae
Source: RefSeq, a predicted model, not a curated record
AUGAGGAAGGAGUUGGCCGACAAAAUGAGGGAGGUAACUGGUUUGAAGAAGACCUUUAAAAAGGCCGAGGCAAAAAUAAAGACCUUGGCAGACCAGGCCGAGGCAGCCAUUAAAGCUAAAGAUGAGGCCGAAGAAAAAGCGGAUGCUGCAGAGGCUAUCAAGAAGGUUCUUAAGACCCAAAAGAAAGAGGCUGAAGAGAAGAUGGCCGAGGCCCAAAAAGAACUCCAGGAUGCCUUGGGCACAAAAGAUGCCGAAAUCAAGGCCAUCGACGAAAAGGCAUAUGCUGAGGAGGUGGCCGAUGUCACGACAGACUACAAGAGUCAGGUGAAGCAGGCAUGCAACAAGGGUUUCAUCCUUGGUUAG